GAGGCAUCACCGCUCGCUGAGCGCCGCGCGUUGACUGUGCGCUCCAUCCUGCGCAGGGAGGCUGAUGGUGGACGCGUCUCUCUAGUCGGUUAGGAGUGGAGCCGCCUCCAUGUUUGUAGAAGGGACUCUCUGUCACCGCACCGAACCCUCGAAGUGACCGCGACAUGGACGCGUUUUGUGGAAGCGGCGGGAGCCUGGGCUCCAAAUUCUGGGAUUCGAACCUGACGCUGUAUACAAAUUCCCCGGACCUGACGCCAUGCUUCCAGAACACCGUCAUCGCCUGGAUCCCGUGCGUCUACCUCUGGGCCAUCCUCCCGUUCUACAUCCUCUACCUGCGCUACAACCGGAGAGGAUACAUCGUCCUGUCUGUGCUGUGCAAGGUCAAAACGGUGUUCGGCGUUCUGCUUUGGUGUGUGUGUUGGGCCGACCUGUUCUACUCCUUCCACAGACUGGUUCAGGAUGAGGCUCCGCCUCCCGUGUUCUUUGUCACGCCCCUAAUCCUCGGAAUCACAAUGAUCGCAGCGACGAUUCUCAUCCAUUAUGAGCGGCUGAGGGGCGUCCAAUCGUCCGGCGUUCUCGUCAUUUUCUGGUUCUUGGCCGUACUUUGCGCCAUUGUUCCUUUCCGGUCGAAGGUUAUGUCGUCAGUAAAUCAGGGCGUGUCGGACCGGUUCCGCUUCACCACCUUCUUCAUCUACUUCUCCCUGCUGGUGCUGGAACUCAUCCUCUCCUGCCUGAAGGAGGCCCGCCCCUUCUUCUCCCCGGUCUCCUCCGACUGCAAUCCCUGCCCGGAGUCCGACGCCGGCUUCCUCUCCAGACUCACAUUUUGGUGGUUUACAAAGUUGGCGAUUUUGGGCUAUAAGAGGCCCCUGGAAGAGAAGGACCUUUGGUCGCUGAAUGAAGAUGACAAAUCCAUAGAAGUCGUGUCCAAACUGAUCAAAGAGUGGGAGAAGGAGAAAGCCAGCUUGAGGUACUUUCUGGAGGCUGAUGGCCAACAGUCAUCCAAAGACAAACCAUACGUCAGCCCAACAAACCCUCAGAAGAGGGAGCCGUCCUUCCUGAAGGUUCUCAUCAAGGCCUUCGGACCGUUCUUUCUGAUCGGAUCCGUGUUCAAGCUUUUCCAGGACCUCCUGUCCUUCGUCAAUCCCCAGUUAUUAAGCGUUCUGAUCAAUUUCGUCAAAGACGGCAGUGCGCCGGCCUGGUGGGGAUUCAGCAUUGCCGCGCUGAUGUUUCUUUCUUCCGUCGCCCAAACGCUCAUCCUCCACCAGCACUUCCAGUAUUGCUUCGUCACCGGGAUGCGGCUGAGAAGCGCCAUCACUUAGUUCCAGCUCCCUGUCUCCCCCUUCUCUCUGGUCAUCACGAAUGCAGCGAAGCGUUCAUCUACGGUCGGCGAGGUGGUCAAUCUGAUGUCAGUGGACGCCCAGCGAUUCCAGGACCUGACCACCUUCCUGAACAUGUUGUGGUCGGCCCCUCUGCAGAUCUGUCUGGCUCUUUAUUUCCUCUGGCAGACACUGGGGCCUUCUGUGCUAGCAGGAGUGGCUGUCAUGGUUCUGCUCAUUCCCAUCAAUGCUUUUAUCGCCAUGAGGACCCGUGCCUUCCAGGUGGAGCAGAUGCAGUACAAGGACUCCAGAAUUAAACUGAUGAACGAGAUCCUCAACGGCAUAAAAGUCCUCAAACUCUACGCCUGGGAGCCGUCGUUUGCCCAGAAAGUCCUGGAGAUCCGCAGCAAAGAGCUGAACGUCCUGAGGAAGUCGGCCUAUCUCAACGCUCUGUCCACCUUCGCCUGGACCAGCGCCCCCUUCCUGGUGGCGCUGACCACGUUUGCGGUGUACGUCAGUGUCGACGAGAAGAACAUUCUGGAUGCAGAGAAAGCGUUCGUGUCCCUCUCUCUGUUCAACAUAUUGAGAUUCCCUCUGAAUAUGCUGCCCCAAGUCAUCAGCAACCUGGCACAGGUGAGUAAAGCCUAUAUCUCCUAUAUGAGGAGGCAGCUGUGUGGGGAUGAAUUGUUUGAACUCUUUCUUAAACACGAUACUAGUAUCAGAAACGCCAUCACGGUGCACGCGGGGACGUUCAGCUGGGCGAGGAGCAGCGAGCCGGUUCUACACAACCUCAAUCUGCUGGUCCCCACCGGCUCUCUGGUCGCUGUGGUUGGUCACGUCGGCUGUGGGAAGUCGUCUCUGGUGUCGGCUCUUCUUGGAGAGAUGGAGAAGAUGGAAGGAGAUGUCUCCAUCAGGGGUUCGGUGGCAUACGUCCCCCAGCAGGCCUGGAUACAGAACUCCACCCUGAAGGACAACAUUCUGUUUGGCCGGCCAGCAAAUGAGAAGAACUACAAGAAGGUUCUGGAAGCGUGCGCCCUGGUCACAGACUUGGAGGUGCUGCCGGGAGGAGAUCAGACCGAGAUCGGGGAGAAGGGAAUUAACCUGUCGGGGGGCCAGAAGCAGAGGGUCAGCUUGGCUCGGGCCGUCUAUAGCAGUUCAGAUGUCUAUCUCCUGGAUGACCCCCUCUCUGCCGUGGACGCGCACGUCGCUAAACACAUCUUCGACAACGUCGUUGGGCCCGAUGGGCUGCUGCGAGGGAAGACUCGGGUCUUGGUCACUCACGGGAUCAGUUUCCUGCCGCAAGUCGAUCACAUCGUGGUCAUCGUGGACGGCCGGGUGUCCGAAACGGGAUCCUAUCAGGAACUGCUGAAGCAAAAUGGAGCUUUCGCCGAAUUCCUGAGAAACUACGCCUACGACGAUGACCAGGAAUGGCGCCAUCACUCUCCGUCAUGGUGAACGUCUCUUCCAUUUGUCUCUCCAGUUCUGGAUGAGGAGGAGGUUCUCCUUGCCGAGGAGACGCUGAGCAAUCACGCCGACCUUGUGGACAACGAGCCCAUCGCAAACGAGGCCCGCAAGAAGUUCAUCCGACAAAUCAGCGUCCUGUCAUCGGACUCGGAACCGACGGCGCACGCCAUGUCUACGCGGAGGCGGGUCUGCGAGAGGAAGACGUCCGAGACGGCGGCAGCGAAGAAACCGCCGGUGGAUAAACUCAUCCAGACGGAAACGUCCGAGACGGGGAGGGUGAAAAUGACGGUUUUCUGGCAAUACAUCAAGGCGGUCGGCGUCCCGGUCGCGCUGUUCAUCUGCUUCCUGUACUGCUGCCAGAACGCGUCCGCCAUCGGCGCCAACGUGUGGCUGAGCGACUGGACCAGCGAGCCCAUAAUCAACGGGACGCAGGAGAACACGCAGAUGCGAGUUGGCGUUUACGCCGCGCUGGGGUUGCUGCAAGGCGUGCUGGUAAUGGCGUCCUCCUUCACGCUGGCCAUGGCCGGUAUCGGCGCUGCCCGAAAGCUGCACGAAGUUCUCCUGGACAAUAAGAUGCACACGCCGCAGUCCUUCUACGAUACCACGCCGAUCGGACGCAUCAUCAACCGCUUCUCCAAAGACAUAUAUGUGAUCGAUGAGGUCAUCCCGCCGACCAUCCUCAUGUUCCUGGCGACAUUCUUCACGUCUGUGUCAACCAUGAUCGUCAUCGUGGCCAGCACGCCGCUAUUCGCCGUCGUCAUCAUACCGCUCGCGUUCAUCUACUGCUUUGUACAGAGGUUCUAUGUAGCCACUUCCCGACAAUUGAAGCGUCUGGAGUCGGUCAGCAGGUCCCCCAUAUAUUCCCAUUUCUCGGAGACCGUCACGGGGGCCAGUAUCAUCCGAGCUUAUGGGAGGCAAACCAGCUUCAUCCAAUUCAGCGACACCAAGGUGGACGAAAACCAAAAGAGCUACUACCCCGGGAUCGUCUCCAACCGGUGGCUUGGAAUUCGUGUGGAGUUUGUUGGGAAUUGCGUUGUGCUCUUUGCGGCUCUGUUUGCAGUUAUCGGUAGAGAGAGUCUCACCCCGGGGAUCGUCGGUCUCUCUGUAUCCUAUGCAUUGCAGGUGACGAUGUCACUUAACUGGAUGGUGCGGAUGACCUCUGACCUGGAGACGAACAUUGUGGCUGUGGAACGUGUCAAGGAAUAUUCCGAGACGGAGACAGAGGCUCCCUGGAAUAUCGAUGAUAAGAAGCCGGAAGAAGGUUGGCCGAGUAAAGGUGAAGUGGAAUUAUCCAACUACUCCAUCCGGUACAGACCCGGCUUGGAUUUGGUGCUAAAAAACUUAAACCUGAAAGUCAAAGGCGGAGAGAAGGUUGGAAUUGUGGGAAGGACAGGAGCCGGAAAGUCUUCCAUGACGCUGUGCCUCUUCCGGAUCCUGGAGGCGGCUGAGGGGAUUAUCACCAUUGAUGGUGUAAAUAUCUCUGAGAUUGGACUUCAUGACCUUCGAUCUAUGCUCACUAUUAUCCCGCAGGACCCGGUGCUGUUUUCGGGCACUCUGCGGAUGAACCUUGACCCCUUCGAUAAAUACUCUGACGAUGAACUCUGGAAAUCGCUGGAGUUAUCCAACCUGAAGAAGUUUGUCUCCAGCCAGGCCGAGAAACUGGACUAUGAGUGUGCGGAGGGCGGAGAGAAUCUGAGCGUUGGUCAGCGUCAGCUGGUUUGUCUGGCCCGAGCUCUUCUCCGUAAAACUCGCAUCCUCAUCCUGGACGAAGCCACGGCCGCCAUUGACCUGGAGACGGACGACCUCAUCCAAAUGACCAUCCGCACACAGUUCGAGGACUGCACGGUGCUGACUAUUGCACACCGGCUCAACACCAUCAUGGAUUACACCAGGGUUCUCGUCCUCGAUAAAGGAAAAAUAGCCGAAUUCGAUACGCCGGCCAAUCUCAUCGCAUCCAGAGGGAUAUUUUACGGCAUGGUGAAGGACGCCGGCCUGGCAUAA
Molecule: messenger RNA, 4781 nt
Organism: Nanorana parkeri
Lineage: Eukaryota; Metazoa; Chordata; Amphibia; Anura; Dicroglossidae
Gene: ABCC3
Product: ATP binding cassette subfamily C member 3
Exons: 31
Biological process (GO): transmembrane transport
Cellular component (GO): membrane
Molecular function (GO): ATP hydrolysis activity; ABC-type transporter activity; ATP binding
Source: RefSeq, a predicted model, not a curated record